UGAAGAAGACAGGGUACCUUCAAACUGAUAAAUGCGAGUUUAUGGCCGCGAUCGGCCGAGCCUUCGAUUUUUACCCUCCCAAUUUUAUGCUUUUGAAACACCGGUAUGUGGCAUGAAGCGAAGAAACAAGAACGGAAGAUCCAUGGGAUUAUCGUGGAUUACAGGAAAAGAGCAGAGAGGAGAAGGGAAUUUUAUGAGAAGAUUAAACAAGACCCGACGCAGUUCUUGAGAGUCCAUGCAGCGGCAUGCAAGAUUCACCUAGACCCAGCCGUUGCCUUGGCUGCCGAAGGACCAGGCACAAUGAUGCCUUGGCAAGGGGACACCAGCGUCAUGAUUGACCGCUUCGAUGCUCGGGCCCAUCUGGACUUCAUCUCUGGCCAGAGUGUCAUAUCAGCCAUCUCCCCGACUCCGCAGGAACCGGACGAAGACAAGUGCUUCUAUGAGCGGUAUCGAACUCUAGUGCAGAAUGAGGGUGCCGGAAUUUCUGAGGAGCAGUGUCUCAACCAAAUCAGAGUGGAUGAGAUGUUCCCGGAUGUCACUGGUCAGAAGCCGAAUGACGACAAAGAAAAACUGAAGGGAAAGAGGGCAGCCAUUGGCUUUAGCUAUGACGAUGGUAGCAAGGAGGCAGGGGAGGAGGAAGAUGAGGAGGAGGAGGGAGAGGAUUCCCAAGACAGUGAUGAUGACAGCUCCUCCGAUACAAGUCUCAGUGAUAUUGAUAUUGAUAUCAAUGUAGAUGUGGAUGAACUGACUGAUGAACAGAAGGCAGAACUCAAUUCUGUCGGUGAGCGGUAUGGCAUGAAGCCCAAUGAAUAUGUCAGAAUGCUAGAAAGGGACAAACAUGAGCUGGAUAUGCAGAAGAGAUUCAAAGAGAUUGAAGAGGAGAAAGCACUGUAUUCAGGAAGAAAAUCCAGAAGGGAACGGCGAAUGCUUGUAGAGAAAAGACUUCGAGCAAGAGGAGAUGACAAGUUGAGUCCACCAAGCUAUGCCAGUCGGGACAGCCCCACCUACCAGGACUACAGGCACUCUCGCUCUCGGUCACGGAGCCGCUCCACUACCCCGGAGGACACGGGCAAGGUCACCUUCAUCACCAGCUUCGGCGAGGAGCAAGAGGAGGAGAGGAAAGAGCGACUUGCCGGGACGCAGGGCAGCGGCAAGGCUGCCGCUGCUUCUACAAAGGCUUCCAAAUCCCUGUCUGGGUCUGAAUCUCAUGCCAAAUCACGAAGGCACCACCGACAUUCCCCCUCCUCUAGUUCAUCAAGGUCCCGCUCGAGAUCGCCAGCACGUGGGAGGCCGCGUUACCACAGCCGCUCGCGAUCCUCCUCCCGAUCCUCCUCCAGAGGGCGACAUAGACGAGGCUCCUCCAGCUCCAGGAGUUACUCUCGGUCGAGAUCCCGAUCCCGAUCCCGAUCUCCUCAUCGUGGUUACCGGCGCUCUCGCUCCAGAUCCGCCGAUAGGCACGGGGCCUCCCAUCACUCCUAUAACCGAUACCGAAGGUCAAGAUCAAAGUCACCGAUACGAUCAUCUCACGGCUGGGCGGGGAGGCCCAGGUCGCGGUCCCGGUCCCGGGAUCGUUACAGGGCAAGAUCCCGAUCCCGAAGUCCAGAGAGGAGAAACAGACAUCUGCAAAGUCCUGGCUCGGUUAAAAGUAAAAGGUCGGGAGAAAGUAGUGUGGGUAAAACACCAGGCUCUGUCGACAAAAAACAGUUGACACCCAAAGAAAGGCUUAAGCUGAAGAUGCAGAAAGCCCUGAACAAGCAACAUAAAGCAGACAAAAUAAAACAGAAUCAGAAACAGUCUGCGAAAGAACAAGAACAGAUGGAACGCGAAGAAGAACUCCGCGAGAUGACACGCCAGUUCCGCUACAAGGAGCAAGAAAGGAGAGACCGAGACAGGAGCGAGAAGGCUUGGCGGGGGCGGGCCCACAACCCUCCUCGGUCCCGCAGCCGCUCCAGAUCCCCCGAGCGCAGACGCAGAUCUGGACGCGACAGGUACUCGCCAGCUAGGGGGCGCUCCCGUUCCCGUUCAUACUCACCGCGCCCUGCGCAGUACAGGUAUUGAAGCUAUUCGUGAGCAUGGUAAUCUUUCAGAUUUGCAGGUAUAUGUAUGUUUGUAAAACAGGGAUGUAAGUACUCUGCAAUUGCUUGAUUUCAGGCUUUUUUCAAAUUGUAACAUACUGAGACCGCACUUGUAAAGCAAUCUGGGCACGCUAUCAAUUCUAUCACAAAGGCCCCCUUGAAUGACAAAAGCAUUGUGCUUGCUAGUGUUCAGAUAAUAUGUCGCAGGGCAGUUUCUUUGUACAUUAGCAUGCACAAUGGUUUGGUUUCUCCAUUGAAGGGGGCCUCAUGAGUUUACAGUGAUCACGUGCCCAGAUUCGUCUAUAAAUCAAAAUUUCAGGCACAAUUGUCGGAGUCCACUUACAUCCCUGAUAUAAGUAUACAAGUUGCUCUGAAUGCUGGCUUGCUGUCAAUCUAAUAGUAAUCUUUCUGGUAAUGGCAAUCCAAGGCUCUCUUAUGCCUAUUUUGCCCCACUCCCAAAAAUAAAGCAAGAACAAAAAGAAUGAACCAAAGUUCAGAAAAGCAAUAACCUGAUAAUUAAUUUCCCUAAGUUUAGGUCUUUCGUUUUUUGUAAUUUUGAGGCCAACAUUAAAGGGUCUCACACAGUAGGUGGGGGCGGGCUGACGUCAUCCGAUGAAAACAUCUAUUCAUUUGCAUUCAGUUUUCAUCGGUUGCUGUGUGUUGCCCAUUCAACACUCCAGACUCGAGAACCAUUGAGGUUCAAGAACAUGGGUCUGGGAGCUAGAUAAGCCUAUGUAGAAAAAAAAAUCUCAGAUGUCUGCGCCCACCUAUACUAUUAUGCAAUACAUGUGGAAAAGUGACGAGAUUUACUUGGAAUCAACAUUUGUCGGAAGGAAAAAAAAGUCUUGAAGAUUUUUUUUUAACAUUGUACGAGCUAACAACUAAGUCAUCUCACCCUCGUUGACAGUCUCACUUAAACAAACUGCCUACUGGUAGACUUGAUAUAAGCACAAUUAUUAUUACUAUUGAUUGUUCAGUUGGUAAAGCACAAGUACGGUAUUCCUAAGUUCAAGUUAUUGAUUUGGAAUUAUGAAGCUCAGCUUUAUCCAAGACGUUUCAGGCAUUCGAAAGACAAAUACACUGCAGUACGUGCCUGUACUGUGCUGCUGUUAUUCCAUUGGGUUCAUUUUCACAUAUUUUGCUUUACUGUUUAUAUAGUUGUCCAUGUGGGCUCGAGCAGAUAUGGCAUCACUUUCUAAAGAAAGUGAUGCCAUAUUUCAGUCAUCUUAUCUUAGCUUAAGUUGUCAAAAGUUAUAUACAUGUAUAAUUAUGAUACAGUAGGGAAGUGUACUUCACACUUGACCGAGGAGAGAGCUGACAGUGACUAUUGUAUGUACACCUACAUCUAUGAUCUGAAAUACACAGGACUGUAAUACUUGCAAUUCGUAGUAACACUAGAAAGUGCACAACCCAUUACAAUACCAUGACUGCCCCAGCUGUAAAACUAAGGUGCAUACUCAUUACUGCCAUGCAAAGACCCCAUUGAUUUGCACACAUUCAGUUGAAAGUUGGUUGUGUGCUUUUCCUGGUGCAUGUAUGCGUGCAGUGCACUGUGUAUUUUUCACUGGCUUUAUGGGUACAUCAUAUAUAACCCAUCAACAGUUCCCGCAGAUUCCGUAUCAGCUAAGCCACAAAGCAUUUUGGACUUGGUUUUUUUAUGUUUUGCUUUACUGUUUAUAUAGUUGUCCAUGUGGACUCAAGCAGAUAUUCAUAAUCAGCUCUCUUCUGCGACACAUCUGAUUAUAAAGUAGAAAGUUAAUUGUCCAAGACGUAUGCAAGUUACUCGAGCACCUUCUAGUGUUACGCUUGCCUAUCAUUCAAGGCCCAAAUUUGGCAUAAAAUAUUUUGAAGGAACGAAAGAAUCAAGUCCCAGCUGUAAAUAUUGAAAUGUGCAAAUUUUAGGCAUACCACAAUUACCAUGCGGAACACCAUACAUGUAGUUGGCUUCAGAAGUGAUUUCUGCUAAUAAUUUAAAUUCGCAAUUUUGAAGACAUUUGCUUUCUGUAUUCGGGAAAGAAAAGUGUAGGUUACACGUGAGUUAUUGAAUAAUAAGCUAGAUAUUGCAUAUAUGACAAAUGGAAAUGCUGCAUCAGUGACGUCGGCAGUGCUUUGUAAAUACAGGCUGUUUUUAGCACUUGCUUACAGAGUAGAAUGCUGUAUGAAAUAAAUGACAUCUCUGAAUGAAACAUAAAUCUA
Patiria miniata (bat star) is the source of this 4271-nucleotide messenger RNA. RefSeq names its product CLK4-associating serine/arginine rich protein-like (gene clasrp). The transcript is spliced from 15 exons. The record is from RefSeq and is a predicted model, not a curated record. NCBI's taxonomy places the organism in Eukaryota, Metazoa, Echinodermata, Asteroidea, Valvatida, Asterinidae. Bases 106 to 2058 code for a protein of 650 amino acids.